ACAGCUGACGUCUGACAGGAAAACGUAACCUAAUCUAACCUCGAUCUCAUAAAUAUGCCUAACGAAAAAUGUUUAUUUGCAAAACUAAAUUUUUAAAAUAUACGUUACACCUUCAGUUGUCACAAAUAUUCAAAAUGAGUAGCAGAAAGUUGUCAGGUAAACGAAAUUAUGAAGACUACGAAGGUUUUAAAAGGCUUGUUGACACUGCAAAGAACAUAGUCGUGCUAACAGGUGCAGGAAUUUCUGCAGAAUCAGGGAUUCCAGUGUUUAGAGGUGCCGGAGGCUUAUGGAGAAAAUACAAAUCCGAAAAUUUGGCAAGUCCGGACGCAUUUGCUUCAAAUCCAGCGUUGGUGUGGGAAUUUUAUAACUACCGAAGACACAUCGCCUUCAAUGCAAGCCCAAACAAGGCCCACAUAUCUUUGGCAGACUAUGAGAAAAAGUGUAAAAAAGAAAACAGAAACCUCAGCAUUGUAACGCAAAACGUCGAUGGACUGCAUUUGCGCGCCGGAUCAGAGAAAGUGGUUGAAUUACAUGGGGCCCUCAGAAAAGUCUCUUGCACGAACGGAACGUGUGAAAAUGUUGAAGAAAAUUACGACGACCCCAUCGUACCUGCUUUUGCCAAUAGGGGGGACGCUUCAUUAGAUCAAGCAGAUUUGCCCGUAAUUGACAGGAAAGAUUUGCCCAAAUGUAAGAAAUGUGGUUCAUUAGCAAGGCCCUAUAUUGUAUGGUUCGGGGAAAUGCUGGACCCAGACGUUCUCGAGGAGGCACAGUUAUUGGUUGGAGGAUGCGAUUUGUGCCUGGUGAUUGGCACUUCAUCUGUCGUCUAUCCAGCUGCAAUGUUUGCCCCUUCGGUUGCUCAGAGGGGCGUUCCAGUUGCUGAAUUCAAUUUAGAAGAGCAUCCGGCAGAUUCCGAUUUUGCGUUCCAUUUUCCAGGGCUGUGUGCAACAACUCUUCCGAAAGCAUUGGGAUUGCAAUAGAUAAGAAACAAGGCAAAAA
Agrilus planipennis (emerald ash borer) is the source of this 996-nucleotide messenger RNA. RefSeq names its product NAD-dependent protein deacylase. NCBI's taxonomy places the organism in Eukaryota, Metazoa, Arthropoda, Insecta, Coleoptera, Buprestidae. The record is from RefSeq and is a predicted model, not a curated record. The transcript is spliced from 5 exons. Gene Ontology annotation, molecular function: protein-malonyllysine demalonylase activity; NAD+ binding; protein-succinyllysine desuccinylase activity. The coding region runs from base 69 to 977 and encodes 302 amino acids.